CCAUGGACUUCGGCAACAGGCGCGUCCACAACCGGCUGGGUCCGGCGCCAGGCGCCUCCUCCUCCUCCUCCUCUUCCUCCGGGAAGGUCUGCCACCACUGGCGCGCCGGGCGAUGCAACCGCUUCCCCUGCCCCUUCCUCCACAGCGAGCUACCCGAGGCCGCCGCCAACCCCAGUCGCCCCAACCAACGGGACGGCCCCGGCGCCGGCGGCCACGUCUGGCGCAACCCCAACUCCGGCGGCGGGCGCGGCGGCGGCAGCGGCGGCCCUAACAGAUGGGGGAGGGGCCCCGGCGGCGCGGACGUGGCCCCGAGGAACAGGGUGCAGGACCGGCCCUGCAAGUACUUCCUCGCCGGAGACCACUGCAGCUACGGCGAGAGGUGCCGCUACCCGCACACGUACUGCAUGAGCAACAGCAUCACGCUGCUCACCCCGCUCCAGGGCCACGAGCAGGUUGUAACGGGGAUCGCGCUGCCUAAUGGAUCAGAUAAGCUGUAUUCUGGGAGUAGGGAUGGAACCGUGCGCCUUUGGGAUUGCCAGACUGGGCAGUGUGCCGGUGUCCUCAAAGUGGGGGGUGAGGUUGGCUGCAUGAUCAGCGAGGGCCCGUGGGUGUUUGUUGGAAUGCCUGAUGCUGUCAAGGUUUGGAAUAUGCAAACGCAAGCAGAAAUGAACCUUACUGGGCCGACAGGACAAGUCUAUGCGCUCGCAGUUGGCAAUGAGCUACUCUUUGCCGCAACACAGGAUGGAAGGAUUUUGGCAUGGAGAUUCAGUGCAGCAACAAAUUGUUUCGAGCCGGCUGCUGCUCUUGAAGGACACCAGCUUGCUGUUGUUUCAUUAAUUGUAGGAGGCAUGCGGCUGUACUCUGGUUCAAUGGAUAAAACUAUUAGAGUUUGGGAUCUGGCAACGUUGCAGUGCAUACAGACUCUCUCUGAUCACACGAGUGUGGUUAUGUCUCUACUGUGCUGGGAUCAGUUCCUAUUAUCUUGUUCUUUGGAUAAAACAAUAAAAGUUUGGGCAGCUACAGAAAGUGGAAAGUUAGAAGUGACAUAUACACACACAGAGGACAAUGGAGCACUUGCUCUUGCUGGCAUGCCUGAUGCACAAUCCAAACCUGUGCUAGUAUGUUCAUUAAAUGACAACACUGCCCGGCUCUAUGAUCUGCCAUCGUUCAGUGAUAGGGGCAAAAUAUUCGGCAAACAGGAAAUUAGGGCAAUACAAACUGGCCCUGGUGGUUUAUUUUUUACUGGGGAUGGAACUGGUGAGCUGAAGGUUUGGCAAUGGGUUAUUGAUGCCUCCCAAACCUGAUGCAUAUAGUGUAUUCUAGAUUAGUUCCCAAUGUAUGUUAUGAGGGUUUUUUCAAAGAUAUGCACGAGUUGAGGUGUGGUUUGAUGGCCAGUUCAUUUUUCUGUUAUAUCCUACAUUUAUUCUCC
This is a messenger RNA of Lolium rigidum, 1429 nucleotides long. RefSeq names its product zinc finger CCCH domain-containing protein 17-like. The transcript has 9 exons. The coding region runs from base 3 to 1304 and encodes 433 amino acids. Gene Ontology annotation, molecular function: metal ion binding; protein binding. The record is from RefSeq and is a predicted model, not a curated record. Lineage: Eukaryota; Viridiplantae; Streptophyta; Magnoliopsida; Poales; Poaceae.